This is a messenger RNA of Sardina pilchardus (European sardine), 2112 nucleotides long. It is a transcript of the gene cracr2b, whose product is annotated as calcium release activated channel regulator 2B. The transcript has 10 exons. The record is from RefSeq and is a predicted model, not a curated record. Gene Ontology annotation, molecular function: calcium ion binding. Lineage: Eukaryota; Metazoa; Chordata; Actinopteri; Clupeiformes; Clupeidae. Bases 82 to 1362 code for a protein of 426 amino acids. Gene Ontology annotation, cellular component: trans-Golgi network membrane.
GUUGACCAGACGCAUGAACACACCAGUUCGGGAGAGAGGUUUGACGACUGAAUUCCACCGGACAGGUGAGAGACUUUUGUGAUGUCAGCCUGGCUGGGGGACGGUUUGGUCCUGGAGGGGGAGGGCAGUGGAGCGUCCAGCCCCAGCCCCAUCCGUAGCCCCCACCUGAGGGGCCAACAUAGAAGCAGAAGCAGCAGCAGCCUGUGGGGACGAGGAGCGCGAGGGGGCUUAGCGUCCCCUGGUGGUCGGGAGGCCCCUCAGCAGCAGCCCAACAUGGACAAGGCCACCGAGCUGUUUAAGCUGUGUGACAAAGAGGGCAAGGGCUUCAUCACCAAGCGGGACAUGCAGAGAUUGCAGGGAGAGCUGCCGUUGUCUCCUGAACAGCUGGAGUCGGUGUUUGAGAGUCUGGACCGGGAAAGAAACGGAGUCCUCACACCCUUGGAGUUCCACACGGGACUAGGGGAGCUUGUGGGAGAGCAGAAGACGGAGAUGGAGCCGGUGACGGCCCACCCAGAGGGGUCAGCUGCAGAGUCCGAGCGGAAGGUGGACCCUGGGGAGCUGAGGUUCACACAGACCCUGGCUGAGCUGGGGGCAGACACCGUCUUCACAGAUCAUUGGGAGCUGUGCUCGCUGUGGUCCGAGCUGCAGAGGGAGAGGCCUGAGCUGCUGAAGCUGCUGGAGGAGGUGCUGUCUCAGGCUCUGGCCCACCUACAGGACUCCCUGCGGGAGAGGGACACUUUGGAGCAGGCACUGCGCAGGAGGGAACACGACCAUGACCGUGAGCUGCGGUCUAUCUAUGAGGACAUGGAGAGCCAGAUCAGAGAGGAGAGAGAGAAGCGAAAAGCCCAGGACAGUAUGAAGCCAGUGAACAGAAGUGAGCAGCUGCUAGAGGAGCUGUUGAUGCGUGAACAGGAGCUGGAAUUCGCCCUCACCAAACAGAGAGAGUUGGAGAGCAGGAUAGCCAGUAUGUGUGCGGAGCAGGCGGCCACUCGCGAGCAGAACCAGCGUCUGCACCACCUCAACCUGCAGCUGCAGGGGCACCUGGACGCCAACCGGGACCAGCUGCAGACCGCACUACACCAGAUAGAACUCCUGCAGACCACCGUCAACCAGCACGCGCAGGGACGUGAGAGAGCGGUGCUGAAGGUGUCCAGGAACAUGCAGAGGGAGCGGGAGAGUCUGUCGAGGCAGCUGGACCUGCUCAGGGACAUGAAUAAGAGACUGCGGGAUGAGAAGGACGCACAUCAGUCUCAGAAGAGGGUUAGUUAUGAUCAUUCCUUCCCGUCUCCCUUUCCCUUCCCACAAUACACCUGUGCGCAGGUCACCUGCCCCUGGCCGCCGUGGUCAGUCCAACGGUUCUGACCCUGGUCUGGGUGGAACCGGCCCGAUGUCAUCACAGCACAGAUGUAGCACGAUACUGUGAGCCCGUCUGGACGAGUGUCUACCCUCUUAGCCGUUGAUUUUGGGACCGCUGUCGUCUUCAUUAUUGUCGUUCAUUUUCAUUUCAACCGACAGCGAAGUUCAGCAGCAUGUGUGUGAUAGGCCUCACAUCAGUGUCCUAGUUUUGGAAUGUAAUGUUUGGACGAAAAUGAGGGGGUAAAUAUCUGAAUUUAUGACCGUACAGUAUACCUCAAUGUCAUGCUUUAUUUAUGUUAUUCAACAAACGAAAAAUAAUGAAAGAAAUGACAAAGAUCAAAACAUUCUGUGAUGCCUUUUUGCUUGUGUACAAUGUUACCCAGAGUUAACAGAGUCUGCCGUUAAAGGUUUUGUCCUGAGCCAGUUCACUUCUGUACAAAUUAAUUUUCUCCUUUGUGAAUGUCUGUUGAGUAGUCAGUAAAUAAUCUUAGACUUGCAGUGGUCCACUGUGUUUCAAAUAGACUGUUACAGCUGCUCCCUAUUUCGUAAUUCAUAUGUGGGGCAAGCUUUCUUUUCUGUGUGGUAUGUUCAUAGGAAUGAUUCUGUUAAAAAGAAGGAGUAGAUUGUAUUUAAAGAUUGCUUUCUUAAAUGGUUUAAGAGCACUGGCUGUGUGCUUGUUAAAAUGUCAAAGUCAUGAACAAAUACACUCUUUCUACAAAAAACUUAAAAACAAAAAUAAAUCCUUUGUUGAGGGUA